UCCAGGUGGUUGCAGCUCCCCCCCCAGCACCAUGAGCACCACCCCUGGCCCAGAAGCUGCCCCCAAGCCGAGUGCCAAGUCUAUCUACGAGCAGAGAAAGCACUACUCCACCGUGGUGAUGGCUGAUGUUUCCCAGUACCCUGUCAAUCACCUGGUGACGUUCUGCCUGGGCGAGGAGGAUGGCGUGCACACCGUGGAGGAUGCCUCCAGGAAGCUGGCCGUCAUGGACAGCCAGGGCCGUGUCUGGGCACAGGAGAUGCUACUUCGAGUGUCCCCUGACCGCGUCACCCUGCUGGACCCAGUCUCCAAGGAAGAGCUCGAGUCUUACCCACUGGGCGCCAUCGUGCGCUGCGACGCGGUGGUGCCACCGGGCCGGAGCCGCUCGCUGCUGCUCCUGGUGUGUCAGGAGCCAGAGCGUGCGCAGCCAGACGUGCACUUCUUCCAGGGCCUGCGCCUGGGGGCCGAGCUGAUGCGAGAGGACAUCCAAGGGGCUCUGCACAAUUACCGCUCAGGCCGCGGGGAGCGCCGGGCAGCAGCGCUCAGGGCCACGCAAGAGGAGCUGCAGCGCGGCCCCUCGACCGCCGCCGAGACCCCGCCCCUGCAGCGCCGCCCGUCGGUCCGCGCGGUGAUCGGCACUGCGGAGCCAACCGCCGGCCGAGGGCGACCCCGGGUGGAGCCUAUUCCGGAGGUGGAGGCCCCCAGGCCGGCCCCGGAGCGCACCGCCUGCGUCGCUGACCCGACCUCGCCAGACCUGGGCCCCCGCGGUCCUGAGCUGGCAGGUCUGCAGGCGGAGAGAGAAGUGGACAUCCUGAACCACAUUUUCGACGACGUGGAGACCUUCGUAUCGAGGCUUCAGAAGUCGGCAGAGGCCGCCCGAGUGCUGCAGCACCGCGAACGCGGCCGCAGGACGCGGCGCCGGGAGGCCGGGGAGGGCCUGCUGACGCUGAGGGCCAAGCCGCCCGCGGAGGCCGAGUACACCGACGUGCUUCAGAAAAUCAAGUACGCCUUCAGCCUGCUGGCCCGGCUGCGCGGGAACAUCGCCAACCCCUCCUCCCCAGAGCUGCUGCACUUUCUGUUCGGACCUCUGCAGAUGAUUGUGAACACGUCUGGGGGCCCUGAGUUCGCCAGCAGUGUCAGGCGGCCGCAUCUGACAUCCGAGGCGGUGGCGCUGCUUCGGGACAGUGUGACUCCCGGUGAAAACGCUCUCUGGACCUCGCUGGGGGACUCGUGGACCUGCCCGGGGCUGGAGCUGCCCCCGGAGGAGGGACCCCCAUACAGCCCCGAGUUCUACAAUGGCUGGGAGCCCCCAGCCACUGACCCUCAGGGCCGCGCUUGGGAGGACCCAGUGGAGAAACAGCUGCAGCACGAGAGGCGGCGCCGACAGCAAAGCGCUCCCCAGGUUGCUGUCAAUGGUCACCAAGAACCAGAGCUGCAAGCUGAGCCCCAGCAGGAGCCGGAGCCAGCAGGAAAGUGGGUCCUGUGUAAUUAUGACUUCCAGGCCCGCAACAGCAGUGAGCUGUCCGUCAAGCAGCAGGAUGUGCUGGAGGUCCUGGAUGACAGGCGCAAGUGGUGGAAGGUGAGGGACCAACAGGGCCAAGAGGGAUAUGUGCCCUAUAAUAUCCUGACACCCCACCGAGGACCCCGGAGGGACCACAGCCAAAGCCCUGCCCGAAGCCUGGAGCACAGCACUCCCCCUCCCCCUCCAGCCCCGGCUCCUGCUCCGGGUAGGCCCCACUGGGACAGCUGCGACAGCCUCAACAACUUGGACCCCAGUGAGAAGGAGAAAUUCUCCCAGAUGCUGAGUGUCAACGAGGAGCUGCAAGCGCGCCUAGCCCAGGGCCGCGCGAGCCCCGGCCGAGCAGCCCCGGGUCCCCGCGCGCAGGAGCCGCAGCUCAGCCGGGACUCAGACGCCGGCAAAGUCCGCGCCUGGCUGCAAGCCAAGGGCUUCAGUCCCGGGACGGUGACCGCGCUGGGCUUACUGUCCGGCGCGCAGCUUUUCUCUUUGGAAAAAGAAGAGUUGCGGGCGGUGAGCCCUGAGGAGGGGGCGCGCGUGUACAGCCUGCUAACGGUGCAGCGUGCGCUGCUGGAGGACAAAGAGAAGGUGUCAGAGCUGGAGGCAGUGAUGGAGAAGCAGAAGAAGAAGGUGGAAGGCGAGAUGAAAACGGAGAUCAUCUGACCCUUCGGGGGCCCCUUAGCAAAAAAUGAGACAGCGUUUUCCCAGGCCCUGCGGGAAGGCGCUGGGCUUCCCCGUCGGUGGAAGAGAUUCCCUGAAGCACGCGGACCCAGUCCGGCCCUGGUCUCUCCUGCCCGGGUGGCCAGACUGGACAGUCCUUGCUGAAGUUCCUCCUGAGCCCCCAGGAGUCGGGAGGGAGUAGAUGGACAGCAGGGAAAGCUCUUGGGCCACUGGAGAGGGAACACCCUGGAGAGGGCGCCCCUGAGCACGGCAUUGUCACAUGCAGCCCAGUCUAUAAACAGUCUCUUCUAAGCA
Marmota flaviventris (yellow-bellied marmot) is the source of this 2488-nucleotide messenger RNA. It is a transcript of the gene Eps8l1, whose product is annotated as EPS8 signaling adaptor L1. Gene Ontology annotation, biological process: positive regulation of ruffle assembly; regulation of Rho protein signal transduction; Rho protein signal transduction. Lineage: Eukaryota; Metazoa; Chordata; Mammalia; Rodentia; Sciuridae. Gene Ontology annotation, cellular component: plasma membrane; ruffle membrane; vesicle. Gene Ontology annotation, molecular function: actin binding. The record is from RefSeq and is a predicted model, not a curated record.